Messenger RNA from Schizosaccharomyces japonicus yFS275, 1144 nucleotides. RefSeq names its product tRNA (guanine-N7-)-methyltransferase catalytic subunit Trm8. The coding region runs from base 155 to 976 and encodes 273 amino acids. Gene Ontology annotation, molecular function: tRNA (guanine(46)-N7)-methyltransferase activity; tRNA binding. The record is from RefSeq and is a predicted model, not a curated record. NCBI's taxonomy places the organism in Eukaryota, Fungi, Ascomycota, Schizosaccharomycetes, Schizosaccharomycetales, Schizosaccharomycetaceae. Gene Ontology annotation, biological process: tRNA (guanine-N7)-methylation; tRNA methylation; tRNA processing. The transcript is spliced from 3 exons. Gene Ontology annotation, cellular component: nucleus; tRNA (m7G46) methyltransferase complex; tRNA methyltransferase complex.
AACUGUUUACCACGCGACGCGUUUUUCAUGUCACUAACUUUUACCUCGCACUCUCCACCAGUUUUGCUCCACCAAAAAACUGUGACAAGGGCAGCACAAAAUUCCAGUUCGAAGACUCCGUGGUUUCCCUCUGCUCCGUUCUGAGUGUUUCACAAUGUCUGCCGUUCAGAAGAAAUCAGCAGCUCAGUUGCAACGUGAAGAGGAGGAAGCCCGGAAAAAGCUGAAACGGCUGGCAAAGCAGGGCGGCGUUGAGGGUCGACUUCCUAUGAAACGUCUUUUCCGUCAGAGAGCUCAUGCAAAUGUGUUGUCGGAUCAUGAACUUGACUAUCCUAGAAACCCCUCGGAAAUGGAUUGGUCUCCGUUGUACCCGGACAUAAAGAAUCAUCCCGAACGUAAAGUAGAAAUCGUCGACAUCGGUUGCGGUUAUGGUGGUCUUACCGUAGCUCUCGGUCCCCAUUUCCCAGACACGUAUGUCUUGGGUAUGGAAAUUCGUAUGCAGGUGACGGACUACUUGACAGAGAAGAUUCAAGCUCUGCGGUAUCGUGCAGAAAACGAAGAGCCUGUACCUGGUGGCUACCAAAACAUUUCAGUUCUCCGUAUGAACUGUCAAAAGUUUCUUCCUAAUUUCUUUGAAAAAGGUCAAUUGACCAAAAUGUUCUUCUGUUUCCCUGAUCCUCACUUCAAGGCUCGUAAGCACAAGAACCGCAUUAUUACCACUACAUUGGCCUCAGAGUAUGCUUAUGCUAUCCGCCCUCACGGUAUCUUGUAUACAAUUACCGACGUUGAAGAGCUUCACAUUUGGAUGGUCCAGCAUCUCGACGCUCAUCCUCUCUUCCGCCGUCUUACGAAACAAGAAGAGGAAAAGGACAUCUGCGUGACGCUGAUGACUCAUGAAACAGAAGAGGGCAAAAAGGUGGCUCGCAACGGCGGUCAAAAAUUUGUUGCCUGCUAUGAAAGACUGCCAAACCCCGAGUAAUCUCGCUCUCUUUUAGCAUUGUGUUUUGUACAAUCUUCUAUAAAAAUAAUAUUAACAAACCAUUCGCCCUUCUAAAACACCUUUACUCAUCUCCACUACGAACCAAGCAACGUCUUGCUAACUACCGACUGCAUUCACUAUAGCUGAAUAGAAUACACUAAGUCUCCA